AUUUGGUCUGACACCUACCUAACUAACAUCUUAAGUCAUUUAUUUCUAUCUUAGCAAGAGGCAAUAGUAGGUGAGCUACAUAAACGCAGCGUUUCAUGUAUGUAAGGGCUUACUGUUAUUAGACUUUGGUUCUAUAUGGACUAACGCCAACCUCAAUCAUUUCAUCUUUUCCUCUAUGCCCCAAAUCGACUUCUUUCUAUCUACUGCCCACAAAAAUACAAAUUGUUCUUAGAUUAACCCCAAAAAAGGAACAUGAAAGUCUUCACUAUGUAUCUGUCAUUUCACAGUAAAGAAAAAAAAAAAUCUAAAUUAGAACGAAACUACACAAAAAGUAAAGAAAGCUCAAAGUUGAAAACUAUGGGGCUCAAAGAAAUUGUUCUACAAAACUCUACUCAAUCCACAACCAUCUCAUCUCCGUAAUGGAUAUGUGCAUUUCAUUAGAAAGCCAUCACAUUAUAUUGGUGCUAUAUCUUUCUAAAGCAAAUGAUUAAUUAUCUCAUUAGUGAGAUUAAUUAUUUGAAUAACCAGAACAAGUGAAAAACAAACAAAAUUCAAUUUGACAAAAAAAAAAAAAAAAAAAAAAAAACAAAAUUCAAAUAAACACACAAAAAGGCCGUUAACCUUUAUAAGCCCAUAAUUGGGGCCCAAUAGAGACACAAAAAGUCCAUUUUAGACAGAGACAAGGAUACGAAAUUUGAAAAGAAAGAGAGUGGGACAUUGGAAAGAGGAAAAAAACCAAAUUCCCUCUGCUUCUUCUUCUUCCUCAUUUUCAAAUUUACAGAUCCUAUCCUCUCUGCAACAAAUACCAAUUCUUCGAACGUUCCAUCGAAAAUGGCAUCUCGCUACAAUUCCUACGAUUCUAGAUCAUCGGUAACCUCCUCGAUUCACUCAGAUCUAUCUUCCUCCGCCGAAUUCAAAUCGAACAAGCCAGUUUCAUCCAAAGCCAUUGUCAGAUCCAAAUCUUCCUACUUGACCAAAACAACGAAACCCGUAAAUCCUGAUAAUAAUCCUGGAAACCUCACUUAUAUGAUGAAGAAGCUGAUGGAGAUGAAGAAAUCUAAUUCCAAGAGCAAGAGGGUCGAGCUUGUGAUUCCCGAGGAACUGCAGAAAAUUGAUACUGGUAAAGGAGGAAAGAGCACAUUGGGAACAUUGCAGAGGAAGCUAUUCGGGAAGGAGAAGGUGAAGCCAUUGACAGAGGUUAAGGGUAACACUAGGACAUUGUCUAUGGUUCUACGAAGCGAGAGGGAGCUUCUUAGCAUGAACAAGGACCAGGAGGUUGAAAUCGCUGAGCUAAAGUUGCAGCUUGAAGAUAAGAACAGAGAAGUGGAGAAGUUGAAGGAUCUUUGUCUGAAGCAAAGGGAGGAGAUAAAGUCACUGAAGAGUGCAGUUCUGUUUCCGGAUGCGAUGAACAGCCAAAUCAGCCAAAUGCAGGAGCUGAAUCAGGCGAGACAGAUCAUCCCUAACCUUCAAAAGCAGGUCAUUUCACUCAAUGGCCAGCUUCAAUGCAUUGCUCAAGACCUUGCUGAGGUGAAGGCGAACAAGUACUUGUCAGAAAGCUGUUAUUGGCAAGCACAGACUUCUUCCUAUGAUUCACUGGAAUUCAGCUCAGGUAGCCCUGAUGGAUUAGCUCUGGAAGAUCUGAAUCCAUGCCUAACCCCUUAUACCAAGAAGAAGCCCAAGGAGUAUGAGAGGGUGGAUUCAGCAGAAGAGAGCUUAUCAGGGAGAAGCACUAUAACAACAACAGGAGGUAAAGUCAAAUCGAGUUCGAAAAGUGUAAAGAUGUCAAGGAGCUCGGAGGGAAAGGCAGGGCAGAGAUCAGAGGAGAGCAAAGGAUGGUAUAGGGGUGGGAGAAUGUUUUAAGAGAGACGAGUAGUAUGAUUUUGGUAGAACCAUCUGGAGCCAUGAUCCACGAUUGAGUUGAAUAAGAGAAGAGUGUUAUAUGUAAAAUAGAAGUCAUUCAAAAUAAGUUAAUGGUACUUAGUAGGUGAGGA
Messenger RNA from Arabidopsis lyrata subsp. lyrata, 1991 nucleotides. RefSeq lists its product as uncharacterized. The record is from RefSeq and is a predicted model, not a curated record. Lineage: Eukaryota; Viridiplantae; Streptophyta; Magnoliopsida; Brassicales; Brassicaceae. The transcript has 6 exons. The coding region runs from base 832 to 1860 and encodes 342 amino acids.